Molecule: messenger RNA, 1413 nt
Organism: Neurospora tetraspora
Lineage: Eukaryota; Fungi; Ascomycota; Sordariomycetes; Sordariales; Sordariaceae
Product: nucleoside phosphorylase domain-containing protein
Exons: 2
Coding region: 52-1107 (351 amino acids)
Biological process (GO): nucleoside metabolic process
Molecular function (GO): catalytic activity
Source: RefSeq, a predicted model, not a curated record
ACAGUCGGCUGGAUCGCCCCCUUGCCCUUGGAACUCACCGCUGCGGUGGGAAUGCUAGAGGACCCCAAAACAAUGGAAAUUCCUGACGACGACGUUGUUCUCUAUCACGUAGGACGUAUAGGCUCGCACUUCGUCGUAAUGGUUGUGUGCCCGCGCAUGGGUAUCGAACCAGCCGCCACGGCCCUUGCCAACAUGCACCGCUCGUUUCCCAACAUCAAACAUGUUCUGGUGGUCGGCAUCGCAGGCGGGAUGCCCUGCUACGGUCCAGAUCUGCAGGAGCAGAUCGUCUUGGGCGAUGUCGUUGUCGGCGUUCCCCAGCAUGGAAGAGGAGGUGUGACGCAUUAUGAGUUCGGUGCGUGGGAGGGCCAGAAAGAAUUGACUGUCAAAGAGUAUACGCUUCACCCGUCCGCUACUCUACUCACUGCGGUGAAUAAUCUGCGAAGCAUGUAUAUGCAGGUGGUGGGAAGUAAGAUCCCGCAGUACCUGGAGGAGUUGCGCAGAGGCUUGAAUGAGCGAUCGAGGCAGGCUUAUGAGGAUCCUGGGGCCGAAUACGAUCAUCUCUUUGAGGACAGCUAUCUUCAUACGGACAGGGGAAGAUUCUGUCAAGGCCUUUGUGACGCGACGCGAGCAAAGCUGCGCAAGAGUCGGGGCAAAAGAGCCGAGCGGAAGAUUGUCAGGUCGAGCGCUAAGAGGAACGAACUCUAUGCAAGGUACAAUAUCAUCUGUCUUGAGAUAGAAGUUGCGGGCGUGAUGAGCGACUACCAGGGUCUGGUGAUCCGGGGAGUCUGCGACUAUGCGGACUCGCACCAGAAUAAGAAGUGGCAGGGCUAUGCGGCAGCGACGGCGGCGGCAUACGCGAAGGAGCUUCUGUUGCUGCUACCGGCAGGUGGAGGGUCGUCGACAGAGUCAUCUCUUCCCGAUGAGAAGAAUGGGACUCGGGGAGAUGGGUGGUAUGUGGGACGGGAUCAGUUUCACAACUCGGGAGGCGGGUUUAUGAACUUCAAUAUGGGCGCAGGGUAUCAAACGAAUAACAACACCGCCGGCAACCAAUAUAAUGCGCCGUUUUAUGGGCAUCCGUCUGCCAUACCGCAGUGGCCCAAGUACUAGCAGGCGGGGUUCAAGUAGACAAUGUCGCUCUCUCUCCUCCGUCGACUGGGACAACUUCUCCACCGCUGACGAGCUCCCUUGCUUUGGCGUCGCAGGCUUCGAGGCUGGCAGAAGUCUUGGUGAAGAAAUCCUGGAUUUCAGAAUCGAUGGAAUAGUUCCUUGCCGCGUCAGGACUCGGGCCAGUGAUGGUGAUCUCGGACGAUUCCUCCAUGGCGUGUUGGCUGGGUGAAAUGACGAGGAAGAAGAUGACGAGGAAGAAGAUGACGAGGAAGAAGAUGACGAGGAAGAAGAUGACGAGGAAGAAGA